Messenger RNA from Ipomoea triloba (trilobed morning glory), 589 nucleotides. RefSeq names its product heavy metal-associated isoprenylated plant protein 45-like. The transcript is spliced from 3 exons. The record is from RefSeq and is a predicted model, not a curated record. Gene Ontology annotation, molecular function: metal ion binding. NCBI's taxonomy places the organism in Eukaryota, Viridiplantae, Streptophyta, Magnoliopsida, Solanales, Convolvulaceae. The coding region runs from base 25 to 471 and encodes 148 amino acids.
UAUAGUGCAUGUAUAUAUCUUACAAUGUAUUUUGGAUGGUUCAAGAAAACAAGACGAUCUGAUGCAUUAUCUAUUGUGGAGCUGUUGGUUCGUAUGGACUGCGAUGGAUGCCAGAAAAGGGUGCGAAGGGCAAUCUCUAAAUUAGAGGGCGUUGACAGCAUGGAGAUCGACAUGGACCGGCAAAAAGUGACGGUGAAAGGGUACGUGGAGGGGCGGCGCGUGCUGAAGGCGGUGAGAAGAGGGGGGAGCAGGGCGGAGCUGUGGCCGUUCCCGGACGACGGCGAGUACUUUCCCUACGCCGCUCAGUACUUGGACGAGUCAAACUUCGCCCCCACUUACAACUACUACACCCACGGCUAUAACGAGAGCAUGCGCGGCUAUUAUCCCACCCUGCCUUACUCCACCCUCGUCGACGACAAUGUCACCUUUAGCUUUAGCGACGACAACGUUCAUGCCUGCAUCCUCAUGUGAUCUCAUUUUUAUCUUCUUCUUCUAAAAUGAAUUUAAUAUUAUGGUGAUCAACUGGUAUUUUGAGAUCGUUGGUAAGUGAAUUACUAAUGUAAUUAUAAAAAAAUAUAUAUUAUCCAAA